Aspergillus heteromorphus CBS 117.55 is the source of this 1618-nucleotide messenger RNA. Its product is annotated as ankyrin repeat domain-containing protein. Gene Ontology annotation, molecular function: protein binding. The transcript has a single exon. Lineage: Eukaryota; Fungi; Ascomycota; Eurotiomycetes; Eurotiales; Aspergillaceae. The coding region runs from base 97 to 1431 and encodes 444 amino acids. The record is from RefSeq and is a predicted model, not a curated record.
UUGAAUGCAGUCUUAUUGUCCUCAAAGCUGGCCCUUUACUACCUGCUCUCAUAUCACUCCCCUACAUUAACAUCUGCAGGCCUCAUCGUCAUUACUAUGUCGCUGACUCUUGGAGAUGCCGAGGUGGGGAGUUAUUUGGCCUUAAUCGCCCGUCGUUAUUACAACCGACUCGUGCACCCAACUGAACCAAAGACCACCGUCCGCAGGCUUCCAAACGACAUAUUCGUCAUCAUUGGCAAAUUCGCGGACUACCAGAGCCUUAGCCGCAUGUCCCAGACAUGCCAUGGGCUUCAAGAUCUCUUUGAGAAGGAAUUGAAAUCUUGGGCUAAAGCUCACGCCCUACCGGCACCAGAGAUCUACGAAAUGAUGGCUCAGAAUAGUAUUGGUCCGGGUGUUGUGCAUCUACCUGGUACUGAGUGGGCAAAUUUGGAACUGUCUGACCGGGAAAUAUUGUAUAAGCACUUUCCACACCCCCUGUUUGAAGCGGUUAGUGCCAGUCGAUAUGAUGUUGUCAAGGCAUACCUGGAUGCCGGUGUCAGUCCAGAUUCUUGCGACGUACUAGGCUAUCCAUUGUUGUUUGAUGCACUGAACCGCGGUGUCGAUAUAUCUAUAUUGAAGCUCCUCCUACAAUACGGUGCUGACGUACACGUAAAGUCAUUAUUCAAUGAUGACAGUGUGCUUAAACCGUUCAAAUGGGGAUACCCCACCUCACGCUUGUUUCAUGAGGAUGAUGUUGGCCGGAUUCUUCUAGAAGCUGGCGCCGUUGUUCCUCCCCAGGGUUCUAUGGACAUACGAAACCGCUCUUUGCUGAAAGAUAUUAUCUGUUCAGAGUCCAGCGUCUACCUCCUUGGGCUUAUCAUCAAGAAUGGGACUGACAUGACUGAAUUGUUCGCUCUGCAUCUUGUUGCCGGAUAUGGUUCGCUUGAGACGCUUGAGGCCCUUCUUGAGUACGCCCCGGACCUGCUAAAUAGCACGGACAGCUAUGGCAACAGAGUACUGGAACGACGGAGUUGGCCUGUCAAGCGCGAGAACGCGUUGUUUCUCAUCCAGAAGGGGAUUAAAAUCCGCCCGCUGCAUCGUAAUAAUUCGCAUGGAAACAGCGUAUUGGCGAGAUACCUCAAGGAUAAAGAAAUUCUACAGGCGCUACUUGCCCUCCCCGAGAUGGGGACCGAGGAAUGGGACGCGGAGUAUAGUUGGUGUAUAUCUGAGCUGGUUCUUAGCGGCGACAUUGAGACGUUGAAGCUUCUUCUGGGAUCGUGGAAGCAAACGGCUCCGCCUCAGAUAAUCAGCCUGUAUAGAGGCCAGUUGGUCCUUGGGGGUAAAUCGAGGGCGAGCCUUCCUCAUCAUAUUAAGAUCUACGAAGCAAUGAAGCAGAUAGCGCCUCUGAUAGAUGAAGAUGCCUGGUUCAACGAAAGCACAACAUCUCCAUGAAUUGGCGGAGGCUUUUUUGGAGUUAGAAUUGGCAAGCUUUCAGACAUCCCAGAAAGGUCGAAUUUACAUACAUUUCUGUUAUAAUAUAUGAUUGAAUGGGCUUUUUUUUUUCUUUUUUUUCAGACGGAUCCAUACCUUGGUAUGCACGUAGAAUUUAUUGUUCGGGUUUCCCUUUCUGAAAGGGUAG